AAUUAUAUACGUCAACUUAGCUAUUAUGUUAUGUUAAUUGUAAAAUAUUUUUCUCUUUUAGGUCUUCAAGUUGUAAUGAAGUCAAUUAUGUGUGCAAUGUUGCCACUGCUGCAGAUAUGCUUGCUUGUAGGAUUUGUUAUCGUAAUUUAUGCAAUCAUAGGAUUAGAAUUUCUUUGCGGCAAAUUUCAUUAUGCCUGUUUUAACCCUGGAGUAAAUGGUUCAGCACCUACUAUAGCAGGUGAUGACCCAGAGCUUUGUGAUCCAGAUGGUAAAGGUAAAGGAUGUGAAGGCUCUCUGRUAUGUCAAAGAUAUUGGGAUGGACCUAACGAUGGUAUUACCAGCUUUGACAACAUUUUCGCUGGUUGUUUGACUGUUUUUCAAGUAAUAACCAAUGAAGGAUGGACAGACAUCAUGUACUGGACGUUUCGCGUGUACGAUAAAGAUGGCUUGGCCUUCUGGUUGUAUUAUUACUCACUCGUCAUUAUAGGAUCGUUCUUCAUGCUUAACCUGGUUCUCGGUGUCCUUAGCGGAGAAUUUGCUAAAGAAAGAGAACGAGUAGAAAAUAGAAGAGAAUUUCUAAAAGUGCGAAGAACAAAACAGAUGGAAAGAAUGCUGCAUGGCUACCUCGAUUGGAUAAGUAAAGCUGAGGAUUUAAUGUUAGAAGAAGACGAAGACGAAGGWGAAAGAAACGUAGACAUUCUUCGGAAGCGGAACCUCGAUCGAGUUGAGGAUGGUGACGUAGCUAUGACGUCACAGGUCCUAACGGGGGCCGGCGGGAGAAGACAUCGACUAAAUACAGGACAAAAGAGAACAUGUUGGCAACGUUUUGUACGUAAAAACAAGCGAUGGCGAAUUCGUGUAAGACAGGUUGUAAAGCAUCAAGCGUUUUAUUGGUCUGUUAUUAUCUGCGUGUUCCUAAACACGGUUAUCACUGCUUGUCAGCAUUAUCAACAACCAACUUGGCUGACGCAAUUUCAAGAAAAAGCAGAGCUGAUCUUCAUAUCGUUCUUCUUCCUGGAGAUGUGUUUGAAGCUGUACGGCCUUGGACCCCAGUUAUAUUUCAAGUCUCAAUUUAACACAUUUGACUGUGUGGUCGUGUGGUGUGGUAUAUUAGAACUUAUUAUCAGUCAUAUUGAGGGUAUUGAGCUUGGUAUAUCUGUUCUUCGAGCUCUCAGGCUGCUACGAUUGUUUAAAUACACAAGAUAUUGGUCAUCGCUUAGAAAUCUCGUCACGUCRYUGCUUAGCUCAGUGCGGUCUAUACUCAGUCUAUUGUUCCUUCUCUUCCUCUUUAUUGUCAUUUUCGCGUUAUUGGGAAUGCAGAUUUUUGGAUCUCAAUUCCGAAACCUCCCAGGCAGAGAYGAAAACCCAAGAACAAACUUUGACGACUUCUGGAAUGCGUUCCUUGCAGUAUUUCAGAUUCUGACUGGGGAGGACUGGAACGCAGUAAUGUACGACGGCGUGCUUUCAGCGGGUUGGCUUACGCCUGGUGGAAACAGGGCSGGUGCGCUUGGGUACUCGUUAUACUUCGUAGCUCUCGUGGUCCUUGGAAACUACGUUCUUCUGAAUGUAUUCUUGGCUAUCGCCGUCGAUAACUUGGCCAACGCCCAGCAAUUGAGUGCUGAUGAGGCUGAAGAAGAAGAAGCUAGAGAAGAACGGAAACGUGAAAUCAUGGAACAGUUUCAAGAUUCUAAAUAUUCUCCUAAAGAUGGCGGGAGGAAUGGAAACGCACGCAGAGAUGAUGAUGAUAUGGGACCUAACGAAGACGAAUUUGAAGAAGUGGAAGAAAGCGGGAAAAAAUUAAGUGCGAAAAACUUCCUAAAGAGCUUAAAGAAUCCAGACAAAAUUAUCGAGCAGCGUAAACCAGGCGAACCAGUACCCAUCAUCAACACUUGGUCACUCUUUCUAUUCCCACCCGGAAAUCCAGUUCGUAAAUUCUGUCACUGGCUGGUCAAUCUACGUCAUUUUGAUAAUGUCAUCCUCGUCAUCAUAUUGAUUAGUAGUGGACUGCUGGCCGCCGAAGAUCCAGUUGUCGAAAACUCCGAGCGUAACAAGAUUCUUACCUAUUUUGAUUAUGUAUUCACGACGAUUUUUGCGAUGGAAGUUGUUGUCAAGCUAAUUGACUACGGCGCUAUUCUUCAUCCCGGGUCAUACUUCAGAGACGCGUGGAAUUGUAUCGAUGCACUUGUCGUGUCUUGUGCCAUUGCAUCUCUUGUUUUAAGUACCAACGAGGAUUCGUCUGCCGGAUCGAAGAAAACCGUAAAAGUUCUCCGUGUUCUUCGUGUACUCCGUCCUCUGAAAGCCAUCAACAAAGCCAAAAAGCUAAAAGCAGUAUUUCAGUGCAUGGUGUUCUCGCUCAGGAAUGUCUUAAACAUCUUAAUCAUCACAGUUCUAUUCUUAUUCAUAUUUUCUGUUAUUGGGGUCCAGCUCUUCCAGGGCAAAUUUUUUACGUGCUCAGAUAAAUCYAAGAUGACAGAGCAGGAAUGCCGGGGCCAGUAUUUUGAAUAUAGUGACUACAGGGAUCUCAGUAAACUCGAAGUUAAAGACAGAGAGUGGGCGAACCAAGAGUACAACUUCGAUAAUGUAUUCAAAGCAAUGUUAGCGUUGUUUGCAUCRUCGACUGGUGAAGGUUGGCCAGCUCUUAUGCAAGCGUCUAUCGACACUACAGGUAUCGAUCGCGGCCCAAUUGUCGACAACAAGGUGGAAAUCUUCUUGUUCUAUAUUUUCUUCGUGAUUGUUUUCUCGUUCUUCUUCUUGAACAUCUUCGUCGCUUUGAUUAUCUUGACCUUCCAAGAGCAAGGAGAAAAAGAGCAAGGGGACUGUGAAUUAGAUAGAAACCAGCGCGAUUGUCUGCACUUUGCGAUAGUGGCCAAGCCGAGUGAACGAUUCAUGCCCGAAGAUCCAAACACCAUCCAAUAUCGUGUAUGGAAACUCGUGGAUUGUAGACCUUUUGAAUUCACGAUCAUGACUUUGAUUGCACUAAACACGUUGAUUCUAAUGAUGAAGUUUGAUAACGAACCGAAGGAAUACCGUUACUGGCUCAAUCUCUUUAAUACGAUAUUCACGUUCAUGUUCACGACAGAGGCCAUUCUAAAGCUUAUUGCAUUCAGACAGAACUACUUUCGAGACAGUUGGAACGUGUUUGACUUCGUUGUUGUAUUGGGAAGUCUUCUGGACUUUAUCUUGGAUAAAGURAUGGAGGGUGAGGGAGAYGGACAAAAGCUUCCGUUCGAUCCCAGUCUUUUUAGGCUUUUCCGUGCGGCUCGUUUAGUCAAGCUUCUUCGUCAAGGUUACACUAUAAGAAUAUUGCUAUGGACUUUCCUUCAAUCUUUCAAGGUAAGAACUUUAAUCAAUAUCUCAAUGUCGAUACAUUUUUUUCUCUUUCAGUUGUUUGGACAAAUUUAUCGAGAAAAUGGUGAUCGUGGUGACCCUUGGGAACAAAUCAGCGUAGAAAACAAUUUUCAGUCAUUUACACAGGCUAUUCAAGUGUUAUUUAGAUCAGCUACUGGUGAAAAUUGGCAUGUGAUUAUGCUUGCGUGUAGAUAUGGUGCUWCUUGUGAUCCUCUGACUGGGAAGACUGGCGAAACUUGUGGCAGCGACAUUACUUAUCUUUAUUUCAUUUCUUUCAUUUUUUUCUGUUCUUUCUUGCUGCUUAACCUGUUUGUUGCUGUCAUCAUGGAUAACUUUGAAUAUUUAACAAGAGAUGAGUCGAUUCUAGGCCCCCACCAUCUGGACGAAUUUGUUCGCGUGUGGUCUGAGUACGAUCCAGGUGCAACGGGUCGAAUAAAACACACUGAAGUAUGUCAACUUCUACGGCAAAUGUCACCUCCAGUGGGAAUAGGUAAAAAGUGUCCGAAGAUUGUCGCCUACAAGCGGUUGAUAAAGAUGAAUAUGCCWCUAUACCCAGAUAACACUGUGAGUUUUACUGCAACUUUGUUCGCGUUGGUACGGACAUCGCUCAAGAUCAUGACGGAAAAAAAUAACUUAAGAGAAAACGACAAAGAACUACGAGCGAUGCUUAAGAGAGUAUGGCCCAAGUUGACAAAGAAAACUUUGGAUAAAGUUGUCCCUAAACCGCCCAGUUUAAUAAAUAACGGUAAAGCUAAUAAAGAAAAUACACAACAACAGAUGACCGUCGGUAAAAUCUACUGUGCAAAACUUAUUUAUGAAAAUUAUAAAUUCCUUAAAAAGAAGGGACAACCACCACAGGUKAGUAGUAUGGGAGGGGUGACACGGGGAAGUUUUCAAGCACCAUUGCUAGGACAAGUCGUUGGCAGCCCUUUAUUUGCACAAAAAAUAAGGCAGGAGCAGCAGCCGCAGCAGGAUCCCGAGUGGGGAGAGUCUAUUCACAUGCAAGAUAUCAGAGCGUCCAUGCCAGACGGUCCACCCAUGUAUCGUACACAUUCAUCACAAGCAAUGAACCAGGACUAUCGUCAAAGACCAACUCUUGGCUACCAGCAUCCAGGAGUACCAACAAGAAUGUCCACUACGUCACUAAACGAUGGGCGUGGCCCAGGCGUUACAACAGCCGUAGUUUCUACACCCAACGCUCGUCCUCCACGGCGUCAACUACCACAACCUCCUAUGCAUCCUGGACACUACCAAUCGGGUUCACAGCUAUCCCUUACGGGAAAAGGACAAGGAAUGCCGGAUAACCGGGGUGACCCGGUACUUGAAAACGGUUAUCAGCCAAAUAUGAACCAGCAUAUUGCUAUGGCAAUACGUAGUGGUCAAAGUCCUUAUGCCAUAUAUGGCCUUGAGGAUACAGGCGAGGACGAUGAUUGGUGCUAGGAGAACAAUAGGUUGAAAAAUUACAAUUUGUUGCAUCCCUAUUUGGGAAUCUGUAUUUCCGGUCCAAGAAUCAACACUCGGAGGAGCUUUCAGACAAACUACCGACGUUUAUAAAUCUACGGCGAAUUUAGACGUCAAAAAAGCUUAAAGCUUAUACUCGUUGAACGCCAUUCGUACUGGAAAUAUAUGGCGGACACGACAGUUUGCUGACCAUCUGCCAAGAUAUCAUCGUGAAACAGGCUUUGAAUUUAGGGUUCACUUAGGGAAUUGGUUAAAAUUGCACGCCUUUCGAGUUUCACAGACGAUUUAUUUAAGGAAAAAUUAUUUAUUUGAAAUGAAGAUUUUAGAAAUCUCCCGUGUGAUAUACAAGACAAAGUCAUGCGACUAUAUCAAGACACAGAAGCCAUUUGAAUGCUAUGGAAUGAAUGACAGGUGUCCAUCAAGCCAUUCUAGUGCCUCUAGAAAGCGGCAGGUACUCAUGGAAACGUCCAAUGAAAUGAACAGAAUUGAUUACGAAGCGGGCUUCAAAACAUGUUWAAUGUUUUUUUUYYUUUUUUUUACUUUCAAUUUUAACGCAAAAAAUUAAAUGCACCGAGUAGAUUUCCAAAAAAAAAUAUUAUAUUUCCUGCUUCGAAUAAUGCAGGUUUAUCAUCCAAUUGAUUAAUAUAUAUAUAAAUAUAUAGAUAAAAAAAGAUCUAUCGCCAGCGCGAACAUGUUGACAAGAGAAUAUUGCUUUUUUAUCACUAUAACAUAGAAAAUACAACAAUUUAAAAUAGCGUACAAAGGCCAGUAAAUUAAUAUUUGUAAAAUGUAGAUCGAAACUCUUCAUUGUGGUACACUUUGCCAUUUUAAGAAAUAAUGGCAUUGUUUUUUGACUGGUAACCAGCCCACUUUUCAAAAUGGACGCCAAAUCGACGCCAUGUUAUAUUUCAAAAUGGCCGCCAACUUAGAGGCUAGGUUACCUUUCAAAAUGGCUGUUCCUUCUUACAAAGAUAUCUUAAUAGUAUUUCUCUAUGUUUUCCUUUUAGUCCAAUACAAAAAUAUAAUAACAGUCAAGUAAAAAUAUCGACAAAAAUUUUAGCAUCUGUUGCUCCGCACAUUUUAAUAUUUGACUAUAAAGAUUAAUAUCACUUUGCUCAUACUGGUAGCCAUGUGGUGAGAACCACGAGCUAGGAAUGUUGUCAAUGUAUUUCAACUUCUUAAUAUAACAAUAUCCGUGCUUUAUUCUUGCAUUUUCCGUUGUAAUAUAUAGUUUUUUACAAAGCAUUUAUCAAAAUAAUCGCAUUAUAUUUUGGGUUUCAAUUUGAGCGAAUCAUUAAGUCUGAAGCACAUGCUCGAGGAAUUGAGACAUAAUUGCCUAAGUGCUUCAUCUUUCGAGCAGAUAUGUUUUUUGACCAGUAUUUCAUACGUUUACACAUUUUGAGGAGAACGCGGCCUAUUGAUAGCACAAACAAAGGAAAACUACAAGUUCCAUUAAUUGCAAACCGUAAUUUCAGCAUUAAACAAAACUUGAAUUUUUUAUAUCAACUUUGACAGGACUUGCGCGCUCGAGAUGUGUUCCUUUUUUCGUUUCGUUUCGUUUUGUUUUUGUUUUUUGUUUUUUAACAAUUGCAUGAAUUCUUAAUGGUUCGCUUCUGAUAUACCCAACCUUUUUUAUUGUACAUUCGGUAAUGACUGAUCCCAGUUUGUAGAAAGCUUGUCGCAUUCAAAAAGUACCUCAUUGAUUACAGAUAAUAGCAGAAACGACCGAAAUGGCGUAUGGGACACUAGUAAAUGUUAGAAUAAUAAUAAUGAAGUUUAUUUUAUUCGGAUGGUGCUGAACGUGGAUGGUGCUCAAGUGUGCUUGUUUUUUUGUUUUUGUUUUUGUUUGUUUGUUUUUUGCUUGUUUUUUUGUUUGUUUGUUUGUUUGUUUGUUUUUUGUUUUAUAAUUAUUUUUCUAUUUAGUAGUAUCCCACAAACCACUUUGGUCUCAACUGUGAUGUCUACAUGAUGUGACUUUCGGAUGUGACAACGCAUCUUCAAAAUUUGUGUACACCUUAUAAUCCAAUUUCCAAUUCUCCAAUGCUCUGUGAUAGCCUCAUUUGUGCGCAAAAUAUUCCUAAUUGUGAGAAUAAAAGUGUGAGAUUUUAAAUCAAUUCCAUUGUCUUUCUUUUCAAGUUCCAUGCGUUUUCUCUGGCUAUCAAUGAAACAAAAGAAUAUUUUGCGUGGUUUUGAGGCUAACACAGAGCAAACCAGAACUCGAAAUCGGAGUAUUGCUAUAACAGGGCUGCCAUCGAAAAUAAUUUACUUAAUUUUUCAAAUUUGUAUUUUGAAACAGAUCGAUGACGUCAGACUCGAUUGGCCAAUAAUAUCAUCAGACGCGACUUAACAAUGUUCUCAUUGGUCCAUCGGGCCUGACGUAACUGAAUAACUUUGUUUUUCGCUUUUAGUAAAUGGCAGCUUUUUGUGAACAGGUGUAAGUUAGAUAUUUCUUACAUUGCCAAUAUUUCUAGUAUCUGGUACAUAAUAGUUGCACAAAUUCACUAUUCUUAUCCUUGUAUAUAACGCGGCUUCCUUGAUUUUGUUUAUUCUUAUUGACUUAUCUUUAAUUUGAAGCUCAUUUUCACAAAAAUAAAUUGCUAAUUCAACAGA
Exaiptasia diaphana is the source of this 7419-nucleotide messenger RNA. RefSeq names its product voltage-dependent N-type calcium channel subunit alpha-1B. Gene Ontology annotation, cellular component: voltage-gated calcium channel complex; membrane. The transcript is spliced from 37 exons. The record is from RefSeq and is a predicted model, not a curated record. Lineage: Eukaryota; Metazoa; Cnidaria; Anthozoa; Actiniaria; Aiptasiidae. Gene Ontology annotation, molecular function: high voltage-gated calcium channel activity. Gene Ontology annotation, biological process: calcium ion import across plasma membrane. The coding region runs from base 31 to 4788 and encodes 1585 amino acids.